Molecule: messenger RNA, 2226 nt
Organism: Spodoptera exigua (beet armyworm)
Lineage: Eukaryota; Metazoa; Arthropoda; Insecta; Lepidoptera; Noctuidae
Source: the annotation of a GenBank genome assembly
AUGAGAGACUCUGGGCGGCUCUGGCUGGAAGCCCUAAGACUGAGGAUCCUUAUACGCUCUUUCUAUGUGCCGUUCGUAGUGAAUCAGGUAUCAAACCCGGAUCCAUUAUACUGGGCAACGAAUAAUUACAUCAUCAGCGCCCAGGAGGAAGACAGUGCAGCAUCAUUACAGGUCUUCAGUGUGGGGGAUCCUGAAGGGGUUCUGCCGAACUUCAUUGGAGCGAGGUUGUGCACUGGUGGGAGAAGACCUUUUAAGGCUGAUAUCUACCUAGUGAUGCAAGGAGUAGCAACCAGUCUCUUCAAGAAGUUAAAUCACUUCAACGAGAAGAAUCUGAAGGUGGAAGAUCUGAUACACGUCUUAAAGAAGAUGAGGGUCUGGGCUGUGAAGGCGCCGGAGAAGGUCCACAUAGAUGUGGUGGUCAAGAUUCACGAUAAGGCCGUAUUCGCAACACAUAUGAAUCAAUCGCGCUUCGAAAGUGGAAGCGGGGAAGACUUGGCCUACAUAGAGGACUUUCUUCGUUUCGGAAGCCACAUUAACCAGCAGAUCGUGUACUACCCAUUCCAGACUGAUGUCAAUAUUCCCAGCGAAAUGGGAACUCCAAUCCGUUUACAAUCAACAAUUCUAUCUUUUACUUCAAUCAGAGGGAACCUCACAGCGCCCUCUACUCAAGAUAAAGUUUGGAAGAAUGAUCUGCAUAUCAGGUACCAAGGCACAUCAGUGACGACGCUUUCGACGGAUGGUCCACUGGUACGAAGUCUGCACUCGGCGCGCAUCCAACAAUCGCUGGUAGCUCAUGUACCGAUGAGAUUCAAUGUAUCAUUCUCAAAUGUCGACAAGAAUAUUGAAUUGACAUGGCCAAACCCAGGUGCUCAGCAAGGAGGAGUGGCGAUGCACUCCCGAGCGCAGAUAGCUGUGGAAACCUCCUCAUUAAAGUCUACUUCUACCGUCACUGCUGGUGACAAUAGCUUGGCGAAUCUGGACAACAAAAGCGUUUUCUUCGAUUGCGAAAGACCAAUGACAGGAGCCGAAGUAUUGGACAAGCUGUUUACAUCCAAAAACAAUCAUUAUGACUUCCUAACCUCAAUCCAGCCUUCCCUGAUCAUCCUUAACAGCAUACUUCUCUUCACCUCACCCCCCUCAGGGUCUUGUGGCCUCAUACUCCCUCCUCAGCACCUGAUGAAGACUGCCAACGAUAUCCUGCAGUUGAAGAUUCAGCUGAAUGAGAUGAGCGUCAACGAGGAUACCACGAAGUUUGAUCUGUCUAUGAUGUUGAAUUAUUUCAGCCAGGAAGAACCGAAGAAGAUAUUCUUCGAGAUGGAAGCUCUAACGAAGAUUGAGAGUACAGGUGGCAAUGCGAACGUCCAGCUGACCAUUCAUGGUCUGCAGCCCAGCUCUGAUAAUGUCACCAGGAGGGAAUGGACGAUCUGUCUUCGAGAACAAGAAAUCAGUCACGGACCAUCAGACCAGGACAUAGCCAUCCAUCCGACUUCUUACGAGGGUCAUUUGACUAUCACCUACUCAGGGAACAAGACUGACUGCUUCGAGUCCGGUCCAGCAUCAGAACUGACCUUGAAAUACAAGGGUAUACCGCAGAACUUGUAUGGGAAACUCGAGAGGUUCUUUGAAGUGAAAAUUUUUGGUAGUAAUCUAUCAGAGAUGGGUAUCCUGGAGUCGGAUAUAGUGACGCAAACUGCUUUGGGACAACUCGUCAGGAGUUACAGCAAGGAACCGCUCAACAUGACUGCAGUUAUCAAGGAACGGAAUGGGCUAGCCUCAGUCAGUGUCAAUAAGGGAGCUGACAUGCAAUUCAAGUCUGAUAACUUCGCCUGGCUUCUGGACAGCUGGACUGAUAUGCAAAUUAUGAAGACUUUGGGGUUAUACCGCGAAUGUCGGUUGCAAGACAACUUAGUACAAUUGCUGUUCGGAGGUGAGGAACUGGUGAUGACGUCGGACACUGCAGAACAUGUAAUUUUAGCUGACUGCACGGUUAAGCCUCAAUUCGCAGUAAUCAAAGUGAAGAAUGGUGUAAGGAUAUAUACAGGAGGAUACUAUGUGGUGGUCACGUCACAGGAUGAGCAGAAACCUAUCGUGGAUAGCAGUAAUGGGGGCAACCAUUUCUGAUCGGCAAACGAGCGGAAAGAUUACCUGAUGGAUAUCUCACAUCCGAGACACAGUAAAGAUAGUGUCCAGAGCUACGGACCUCCAAGUGUAUUACAACGAGUAUGA